AUAUGCAUUAUAUGAAGGUAAAUACCCGCGUAUACACUUAGUAGGCGGACAAUUUCAUUACGUAAUACAACACGCUGUUUUAUAAUUGUACAACUGAAGGUUAUUCUGCUGCUGCUAGAAAAAACAGGUUUGAUGAUUGAAACAUCUUGAGCUUUAAAGUCUUGAAGUAACCUUAAUCAAAAUUACCAUCAUGGCGUCUAUAAGCGAUGAUGAGGUAUUAGACAUUCGUGAGGGAACGCAAAAGUCUGUUCGCCGGACACUUGGGAAGUCAGGAAAGGUGGAGGAUCAGAAAGAACCAAAUGUGCCAGAGGGUAACUUAGCAACGGAUGACGAAUACAGCUUCCUCGCCCCUGGUCGAGACUAUGAGCCUAUGAACACAACUCACGUCUACACUACGCAAGAGAAGAAAACUCUGGCAUCAUAUGAAAGUCUUGAUUACCUCCCUUCACAUAGUGACAUCUACAAAAACUGGAUAAAAAAGCAGAAGGUUUCCUUAUUCCAUCUGGAUGUGUGGUUUAUGAUGGGGCUCAUUGGCUUCUGUGUGGGGCUGGUAGGCUUUGUUCUGCAUCAGCUCAUUGAGAAAAUAGCCUCUGUCAAAUGGGAGAUCACUCAGAAAUACAUAGAUGACAGCAACUUUGUGGUGGCCUGUCUCUUUGCCAUGGGAUACGGCAUACUGUUCAUUACCUUCAGUGCGGGUAUUGUUAUUUAUUUACGUCCGUGUGCGGGUGGCUCGGGUAUUCCAGAAGUUUCGGGCUUCUUGAACGGAACUAACGUGAGGCACAUCUUAAACAUCAAGACCUUUUUUGUCAAGUUCUUCUCAUGUGUGACAGCCGUCGGGUGUGGGUUUCCAGUGGGCCCAGAGGGGCCUAUGAUACAUCUGGGGGCGCUGGUUGGAGGGGGUGUAAGUCAGUUCCGCUCGGAGACACUCGGUAUCAAGCUGCCAAUACUGGAGAAGUUCCGCACAUCUGAGUCCAGGCGUAACUUUAUCUCGGCUGGUGCGGCUGCGGGGGUGGCGUCAGCGUUCGGUGCACCUGUUGGUGGGUUACUCUUCUCUAUGGAGGAAGUGUCCUCGUUCUGGACCGUCACACUCUCCUGGCAGAUCUUCUUUUGCUGUAUCAUCGCCUCAUUCACAACCGACCUGUUCAAUUCUGCAUUCCGGGAUUUUCGGUAUACAGGCAGCUUUGGACAGUUCAAGACUAACAGAUAUAUCCUAUUUCAGAUUGAUGAGGGUGUUGAUGUGAACAUCUUCAUGUUCAUCCCGACCAUAUUGAUAGGGGUGAUAGGCGGGCUCCUUGGUGCAGGCUUCACCAUUAUCAACCUUAAGAUCACCAAAGGUCGCAAAAACCUUCUUCACAAGAUACGACAGGACUGGGGCCAGAAACUCGUCAAGCUCCUGGAGCCCGUAGUUAUCAUGAUCAUUGUGACGAUGUUUUCUAUCUUGAUGCCCAAGGCAUUCUCAUGUACACAGUUUACAUGUAUACAGGGUCCAACAGGGGAUCCAACGUACGGGUGCUUCAAUGAUACGCGCAACCAGCUGCACGUGGAUGUGAAUGUUGUGAAAUAUACCUGCACAGAAGGCAAGCCCUGGCAGGUGGACAACCACACGUUCAAAACCAACGCUUCUUACAAUGAAGUGGCGUCCCUGCUGUUCGGUACCUUGGAGGAUGCAGUGACCUUCCUGUUCUCGCGCGACACUCAUAUCCAGUUCAACUACACCGCCCUGUUCUCGGUCCUUCCGUUCUACUUCUUCAUGGUUCUGUGGGCGUGUACCACGGCAGUGUCCUGUGGGGCCCUUGUACCAAUGCUGAUGGUGGGGGCGGUGUAUGGGCGUAUUGUGGGCCGCCUCAUGGUCACCAUGUUUGGGGUCCACCAGGAAGGCUACUGGGAAUGGAUGGACCCUGGGGCCUUCGCUCUCAUAGGGGCCGCAUCGUUUUUCGGAGGGGUCACACGCCUCACCCUGGCCACCACAGUCAUUAUGAUGGAGCUGACCAAUGACGUGCAGGUGUUGCUGCCGGUGAUGGUGUCUGUCAUGGUCUCUAAGUGGGUGGGGGACUUCUUCACUCAUCCGAUCUACCACGCCCUGCUUGAGAACAAGUGUAUUCCAUUCCUUGAUGCGGAGCCACAGGUCACUGUUGAUAAAAAAAAUGAUUUCAUGGGAGGAGAAAGGCUGCAGUUGGAGCUGUACACAGCAGGGGACGUGAUGGCUCACCCGGUAAUCACGCUCAAGUGUAUCGAGAUGGUCACCGUGCUAUCCGAUCUGCUACUCAACACCUCACAUGGUGGCUUCCCUGUCGUGAAGAGGGGCAAGGAUAAUGAGCAACACUUCUUUGGACUGAUUACCAGACUGGAGCUUACUGUGAUCCUGAUGAACGAGGACCUGUUUGUACCGGUCAGUGAGGUGGAGGAAAUUGAUUCAGAGUUUGUCAGCUCACAGGAGUCUCACUGGAUAGAGUUUGACCAGUUAAACAUCCACAAACUGGACAAUCCUGAACAAACAAGUGAGAAGUUAAACAAAUACAUCGAUGAGAAAAAAUACAAGAACCUGACAUUAGAUUUGAAACCAUAUAUCAACCAGUCUGCCAUGAACAUUCCUGAGAAGUUCUCACUCAAGAGAACCUACGUGUUGUUCCGCACGCUUGGAUUGCGUCACCUAACUGUGACAAACAGCCGCAACAUCGUGAAGGGAAUCAUCACGCGUAAAGACCUCAUGGGCUUCAGUCUCCAGGAGAGACUCACCGAGAAAAUCAAUGCCUCUCGGGAAAUGAAUCAUAUCGCCCAGCCUGGAAACAAUGUGAUCUGAUGGCCGUUGGAAAGGAUGGUGAUCUCCCAACAGCAUGCUACAAAAUGGAGCUCAGCAGAUCAAAACUUUCCCUAUACAUGUUGUGUGAGCCUGUCAACUAUUAGCCUGCGCAAUGCUGCAUGUGUUGUUGACUGGCAUCGUUGAUUUUUAUGUGAAAUGACUUUUGGAGAAAGUUUGCUCAUGUGUGAUAUUUAUCAGAUAAAGUAUUUUGUAUGAAACAGAUUUGUAUACUGCCAUGUACUAUAAUUGGAUGCUGUUGUCAUGUACUAUAAUUGGAUUCUGUAGUUAUUUUAUAUGUAGUAUUGACACUUAUAAGGAAUGGGGUUGGCUAUCAUUAUUUUUGGUCUUCCAUCUUUAAAGACAACAACUUUGUUACUUAUGGGAAUCUGUCCAUUCUUUUAUCAAAACUUCUUACAUUUCAAUGAAAAAAAGAGACUAAAAAUCUGAACUCCUAACUGCUAUUACCCAUAGAUAAUUGCUUAACCACUUAAAAAUCAUCCAAGACACUUUAGGGUGUAUUUGGUUGGAGGACAAAUUUCUGCUUUUUUAUGUAACUAGUCCUUUGAUGUAUUACAAAUCAGAGAACCAGUCAUAGAUUGUGCAAUACCAUGAUAUCUGUAAAUUACUCAGUACGGUAUGUUAAAGUAUUGCAUGAUAUUCAGUUAUUUUUUUUGCUCUAUUGGGAAAAGUACCAGUAUGGGUCCAAAUGGGAAAAAUUAGUGCAUUAAAAGCCUUAUCUUAAUUGAACAAUUUGCAUCUCGAAAUUUUGGGAAUGUUAGUGUUUUUAUUGCUUGAUACUUUACUGCACUUUCUCUUUAAAAUAUUAUUUUAUAGGCAUUCCAAGAUGACCAUUUUGUACAAAGUUGAUAAUUACAGCAAAAACUUACCAAGAACAUAAACACUGCAAGUUGUUAUUGCUACUUAAAAUUAGAUAUUUAUGUUUUAAAAAAGCUUCUGUCUCAAGGAAACAUGUCUUUGUUUUAUUCCUUUUGAUAGAAAUGGUUGUAAAAUGAUUGAACAACUCGGGCAUUUCAUGGAAACACAUUCCUUUAAGAUAAUAAUCACUCCAACAGAAAAAUUGAUAAAACACACUGUUUUAUUUAAGUUGAUUUAAACAAUCAAGUUGCUUGUUGUAUAGCACAUCAAAUCAAUUUUAUUUGCUACAUUGCUAUCAAGGCAUUUGUAUAUAUUUUUUUUAAAUUGAAAUUUAAGAUUUUUUUCUUGAUUUGGAAAGUUCCAUUCAUGAGUACUUUAUAAAGAAGGGGUGAAAAGCUUAUGUUCAUUAACAAGCCUGGCUUUUCAAAUGUCAGCCACUAAUUUACAGACAGUGAACUUCUUUUCUUUUCUUUUUCCAUGUUUCCCAGGCAAGACAAUUUUGUUCUUUUUUUAUUUGUGAGAUAGGACAAUAAUAUUAGUCGGGGACGUGCAAAGAUUGGUAUUAAACAGAGUCAUAAUAUUUGUAAAUGUAACCAUUUCUAUCGAAAUAUGUUCAUUUUGAUAAACCACUUAUCUAUUUAAUAUCUAUUUCAUUUAUUAUUAUUAUGUUUUUUCAUUCAUUUAUCUAAUGUAUUUUUCAUUUAUUCUUCUGUACUUUCAUGAUUUUAUCAUACAUAUUUAUAAUUCUUCUGUACAGUUUUAAAUAAGGUUGUGAAUGACACUGUAAAUUGUCUUGCACAAACUAUUAUAUGAUAUUAAUUUUGUAAUCAAAUUAUUAUACAUAAUCAAAUUAUAUACAUUUUGCUUUUAAAUGUACUUAAUAAAUACUCUAUGUGUAAA
Molecule: messenger RNA, 4576 nt
Organism: Dreissena polymorpha
Lineage: Eukaryota; Metazoa; Mollusca; Bivalvia; Myida; Dreissenidae
Product: H(+)/Cl(-) exchange transporter 6-like
Exons: 20
Coding region: 191-2800 (869 amino acids)
Biological process (GO): transmembrane transport; chloride transport
Cellular component (GO): intracellular membrane-bounded organelle; membrane
Molecular function (GO): voltage-gated chloride channel activity
Source: RefSeq, a predicted model, not a curated record